AUGUACCGUUGCAAGGCGCCUACGUGUUUUCAUCGAAGUCGUUCGCUGGGAGCUUAUGCCAACCAUUACAGGCUUCAUUCCAACGAGGCCAAUGUAACGUUCCCUUGCGCUGUUAAAAAUUGUGCUCGAAGGUUUCGAACAUAUAGUGCAUUCAAAUCGCAUGUUACAAGAGAUCAUGAAAAUGCAAGGCGAGAGGGAUCUAAUACUGUUAGCUCUGCGCCGAUACAAUGCCAAUGUAGUUUUUGCUCCAAGUUUCUACAAAGCAUAAAAGAUUUAAUUGCUCAUCAAAAAGAUCACAUUACCCAAGGUGUCGAGGUAACUUGCCCUUUUAACGGCUGUAACUCAAAAUUCAAAAUAAAAUCAUCAUUUACUUCUCAUCUAAGUAGGCGUCAUAAAAAUCCUGCCAACAGAGAGGUGUCUUCUGAGUUACUUGUACAUGUAAAUAGCCAAGCAACUAAUAACACUUCAAAUUUAAGCCAGUUUGAUGGUUUUGAUUCAGGAGAGACAUCCAACAAUGACAAUCUUGAAAAUGAUGAUACCCAAGAGGAUAUUAGUGAGUUAUUUGUUAAAAAUUUGGCAUUGUUUUACCUGAAACUAAAUGCCAAAUAUCAUGUGCCUGCUAGCACUAUCCAAAAGAUCAUCCAGGAAAUGCAGGCAAUGCAUAACAUGUCUCAAACUCACUUAAAACAUCAUAUAAAAACUAAAUUGGGAGAAAUGUCUGUUGGAAGUGCAGUAAUUGACCAAAUUGUAAAUGAAUUUUUGCCAAAUGAUAUAUUCAAUCUGGCCCAUGGGAAUAAAGGAGCACUAAGCACUGAGUAUAGGAGAAAACAGUUUUUUAGGAGUAAAUUCAGAUAUGUUGCCCCUGUUACAAUAUACUUAGGUUUUGAUAAAAAUCAUGUGAAAAGAUAUUUUGAGUAUGUACCAAUAAUUGAAACGAUACAGGAACUUCUAAAAGAUGCAGGUGUAAAGAAGCAAUUUGCAAAUCCUAUUUUAAAUUCAGAUGAUAUAUUAAGAGAUUUCAUGGAUGGUAGUGUGGCCAAAAGUAAUGUUCUUUUUGUUGAGCUAGGAAAUGCAAUAAAGCUCAUUCUCUACCAGGAUGCAUUUGAAGUUGUCAAUCCUCUGGGAUCAGCGAAAAAAAAGCAUAAAGUUUUAGCUGUUUAUGUAACAUUAGGAAACAUUUACCCUCAAAAUAGAUCACAAAUUGAUCAAAUGCAGCUUGUUCUCCUUGUAAGAGAAAGCGAUUUUAAGUUUUUUGGACAAGAUGCCGUGUUUCGCAUCCUGGUAAAUGAUCUGAAAAAAAUUGAAGAACAUGGUGUUCUUGUUGAGAAAGAAUACAUACGAGGAACUGUUACUAUGAUUCUUGGCGAUAAUUUAGGUAGUCAUUCUAUCGGGGGAUUUGUAGAAAACUUUAGCAGCUCUCCAUAUGUGUGCAGAUUUUGUCUUAUGGAAACUAAAAACAUUCAGCUUGGUGAUAUUUUUGACACUUUUUCUCAAAGGUCCCCUGAUAAUUACAAUGCCAACUUGCAAAAUGUAGAAAGUAAUCCAGACUUAGGUAACUAUAAGGGUAUCAAGUUUAAUUCAAUUUUCAAUGAAUUAAAAUAUUAUCACGUUUGUAAUCCAGGUUUACCACCUUGUUUAGGCCAUGAUCUGUUUGAAGGUGUUGUUAAUUAUGAUUUGGCCUUGUAUAUACACCAUUUUGUGAAAGUUAACAAGUGGUUUACAUAUGCCCAAUUCAAUCAUAUAGUGGCAAAGUUUAAGUAUAGUGGAAGUGAUGCCAAUAAUAAACCAAGUAUAAUUUCUGAACAAGGUAGUAAAUUAGGUGGUCAUGCUGUUCAGAACUGGUGUUUGCUAAAACUUUUACCACUUUAUAUUGGUCCAAGAGUUGCCAACACCUGUGAUCCUGUCUGGCAGUUAACUCUACUUCUAAGGGAAGUUGUUGAGCUUAUAUGUGCACCAGAAAUUAGUUUGGCACAAGUUGCACAUUUAAGAGUAAAAAUUGAAGAUAUUAGAGCAAAGAGUUUCACUCUUUCCUGA
Messenger RNA from Dendronephthya gigantea, 2034 nucleotides. RefSeq lists its product as uncharacterized. Gene Ontology annotation, molecular function: RNA polymerase II cis-regulatory region sequence-specific DNA binding; DNA-binding transcription factor activity, RNA polymerase II-specific. Gene Ontology annotation, biological process: regulation of DNA-templated transcription. The coding region runs from base 1 to 2034 and encodes 677 amino acids. NCBI's taxonomy places the organism in Eukaryota, Metazoa, Cnidaria, Anthozoa, Malacalcyonacea, Nephtheidae. The record is from RefSeq and is a predicted model, not a curated record. The transcript has a single exon.